Lasiosphaeria miniovina is the source of this 1302-nucleotide messenger RNA. Its product is annotated as ran-interacting Mog1 protein. The record is from RefSeq and is a predicted model, not a curated record. NCBI's taxonomy places the organism in Eukaryota, Fungi, Ascomycota, Sordariomycetes, Sordariales, Lasiosphaeriaceae. The transcript is spliced from 3 exons. The coding region runs from base 382 to 975 and encodes 197 amino acids. Gene Ontology annotation, biological process: protein import into nucleus. Gene Ontology annotation, cellular component: nucleus. Gene Ontology annotation, molecular function: guanyl-nucleotide exchange factor activity; small GTPase binding.
AAUAUGCUUGCAAACUCUCAUAUCUGUUCAAUAAUGGCUAAGGAGUUGGGAUCUGUUUCAUGCUCUGACCGCAGCCCAAUCCAACGUUUGCAAGCUUACUGUAUCUCCUCUGGUCUUGCCGAGCCCAAGCAAUCACCCAGCCAUACCCGCCACCUCAUUGCGCGAGGGGUCAAUCUCACUGGCAGCCUUGCGCCCCGCAACCCCGCCAUACAUCACUGCCCGCCGUUCGCGCAAGUCUGUCGCAAACUCGGGUUCAGUUUGAUCUUGAGCUUCACCAUUGCGCUUCUAGUAUAAAUCGCCAUAUUGCCAUCAAAUACGCAAAAGCUGUAUCCUCCACAACAAACUGUGCACGCGCUGCUACACGCCAGGACCCUGCCCGCCAUGUCGACCGCUUACAAGAAGACCCCUCUCUUUGGCGGGGCUCUUGUAGUUGAUCUCCCUGAGAAGUUCGCUGAUGUCAGCAAGUUGCGCCAGGUUCCCGACAAUCAGGAGGUCUACAUCGACAAGGACGGCUUCACUAGCAUUAUCAUCGAUAUCACAGAGCGCAUCGGGCCGGCCGGGAGCGGCAGUCUAGAAGCCGAUGGCCAGGCGCUGACAACACAUCUGGAGGAGCUUCUCGGCGAAGAUGCCGACUCGGUAAAGGUCUGGAACACGACCGAGACGCAGUUCUCGCACCUCGACGAGGACAUUCCCGCAUACACUCUGAUCGCCACGCAGACGCCCCAGUCCGCGAGCGCGCGCUCCGGCGCGCCCGACUUCACCGCGCUCAUCCUCACGCUGGUUCGGCUCGAGAAGGAGUCGACCGACAUCCUCAUCACUAUCAACGUGCCGCAUAUCAAGGGCGAAUACGACGAGGAGGAUGUCGACCUGGCGCUGGGGAAGCAGGGCGAGCUUAUCGGCGACGCUGUCGAGUACGCGGCCAAGAUAUGGGAGACGUUUGAGGUCAAGGACUGGCACCUUUUCAACGAGCUCUGAGGGGCUAUGGGUAGGAUAGGAUUGGGAUAUUUAUCAACGGGGUUUGUUUGUUGUGUUGAAUAUCAUGUGGCAGGCUCGGGCAAAGGUUGGGGUGGACAACCACACAGUCAGGGACAGGACAUGUCUAGGAUCUGAAUAUCGUGUUUGCAGGUUACUUAUUGGUGGAAAAUGUGCAGUUGGUCUAGGCGUUGAAAGGGAGGAACCGACGCGGAGGGAGGAACUCGUGUACUUGAUGCUUUUCAAUGUGUGUACGCAGCUUAUGCAGUAGCUAGCAGAGUAUCUCCCACUAGCGACCUUACGUAGAAAUGGAACUAUUUGAGUUUCUUA